Molecule: messenger RNA, 4394 nt
Organism: Salpingoeca rosetta
Lineage: Eukaryota; Choanoflagellata; Craspedida; Salpingoecidae
Exons: 23
Coding region: 307-3861 (1184 amino acids)
Biological process (GO): synaptic signaling
Cellular component (GO): plasma membrane
Molecular function (GO): calcium ion binding; protein binding; zinc ion binding
Source: RefSeq, a predicted model, not a curated record
GAAAGAAGCCAAGCGCUUGCGCUCUCAAACAAUACACAACCACAACGGUGAACGACGCAUCCAUCCACCUGCCUGUGUGGCUGCCAACGGUUGUGUGUGUAGCAGACUGCGAGCGUGGAGUUGAGGCAUCAGCAGCAGAAGAGAGCCAGCCAACCAACAGUCAAUACCUGCAGGGGCGAUCAAGCUAGUAGCCAACUAGCUGGCGCUCACACACACGCACAAAAGCAAGGCACUUCUCCGCACUUGCUUACCCUCGUCGUCAACGCGCGCACACGCACGCACGCAGACACACACACAGAAGGGGUUAUGGGUCGUCAGUCGCUGUUCAGCGUCACGGCCACGGGCGCGGAGCUCCAAGCAUACUCUGCCAAGGAGCAGGAGCCGCUCACGUCCCGCCGUGCAACCCUCAUCCCCUGGCGCGGCCAAGUCUUUCUCACCCGCACCAACCACCUCGGAGAUCGCCUGCCUGAUGAGUGGGAAAAGGCCGUCACCGACGAUGGCACCCCAUACUACAUCAACCACACCACGCGCCAGACACAAUGGACAGACCCAAGGCUGGAGUCAUGCCUGCGCGAACUGAACUGCCAUGAUGAUAUUCGCCUCGCCGUGUACCGCACAGCGUCGAAGAUGCGUGAUUUCCAAGUCUAUUGCAGAAUGAGCAAAGUCCACCUGUCUGAUGUGCUCAACGCGUUCUACGCCCUCGAGUACACGCCACACAAUGCACAGGGUCAGCCAGAGACGCUCCGCGCCGACGAAAUGGCCACGGUGCUGCUGGAGGUGUUCUCAAAGCUGCCGAACCCGCUGUCCCACGUCGAGAUUAUGGUGUCCUGGCUCCUGCAGACAUACGACAGAGAGAGAACUGGCCGCGUGCCACUGCUGUCGCUCAAGAUUGCGCUGUCCACCCUGUGCACAAGCUGGAUCGAGGAAAAGUACCGAUACGCCUUUGGCCUUCUGGACAACAACGCCGAUGGCAUGAUCACGCGCGAACAACUCGCCUUCUACAUCACCGCCACCCUCCAGAUGCUGAAGCCAAUUCGCGAAGCAUACCCGUUUGGUCCUUCCCCAGAGCAAAUCCAGCAAGCUGUCGACAACUGCUGCCAGCUGGAACGCGAGCGAUCAGGCGUUCCCGAUGCCAUGCUCAUUUCGCUGGAGACCUUCGUCGAAUGGUGCAUGGAGGAGCCACGCCCGCUGAUUUGGAUCCCUACGCUCCACCGCAUUGCGGCAACCGAGAACGUGAAACACGAGUCUGUGUGCUGCGUCUGCAAGAUGUACCCCAUCAUCGGCUUCCGGUACCGCUCCAUCACGUGCGUGGACAAGGACGUGUGCCAGGAGUGUUACUGGACCGGCCGCGAAGGAAAUGGGCACAAGAACUCGCACGAAGUCCGCGAAUACUGCUUCCCUACAACGACAAAGGAAGACAUCCGUGAUUUCGGAAAGCGCAUCAAGACCAAGUUCUCGCGCAUGUUCACGCGCAAGAAGCGCAAGGGCCAGACGGAGCCCAUGGCCACUGGCUUCCCUCCAAUGGAGCCCGUGGCCGUCACAGCCGCACGCUCGCGUGGCACGCAGGCCGAGAUAUCUGUGCAAGAUAUGGCCACUUCUCAAGAGGGCGUGUCCCCGCGCGAUGUUGAAGUCGGCGGCUUUGGCGAGGAGGGCGAGGAGUCCGACCUCAUUGAGCAGAUGGCCGAGCGUUUGCGCCAAGGCGGUGGCGAAGAUCAGGCCACGUCCACCAUGGUCGUCACUCUGGAAUCAGAACAAAAGCUGCACCUGUUGCGCGUCAUCGAUGAGCUUGACUCCGAGAACCGCGACUUGUUGCGUCAGGUCAUGGAGCUGCAGGAAAUGCAGUCCGUUGAUCGUGAUGAUCGCUCGUCGACAGGCCCGACCCCACUACAGGAGGAGCUUGAGCGUCGCAUCGACACGCUGUCUGAGCGCAACAGGGACUUGCUGGACCAGCUCAACCGGCUGCAGGCGUACCACGCCGUCACAGGCAUGCACGAGGCGCGCAGCGGUGCUGCGUCAUCUGACGAGGAAGGCAGCGCCGCGUACGAGCGAGAGGGCCAGCAGAGGCGUGAAGCACCGGCCACAGCACAGCAGACUGAACAACAACAGCAGCAGCAGCAAGCACCAAAGCUGGAUGACACGGACUUUGAUCUUGCUGAGAUCUCUGCGUUCCUGGGCGAGGAAGAGACAUCAGAUGAACAGCAGCUGCUCGACGCUGCUGCUGCCAUUGAAGGCACAUUUGCAACACUGCGUAGCACCGACACGGCGACGCUCAUCAACAAGUACCGCGACCCUCAACUGACGCUGCUCAUGCAACGCGCACACACAUUGCAUGAUGGCCUGCAAUGCGCAGCAGUGGACAUCCACGCCGGUCUGUCCUCGGACGCGUCGGCCGUGCGCAUGCGCCCCAAAAUGCCCAAACUCAACGCCGAGCAACGCAGAUCCGUCUGGGGCAGCAGGGUGAAGCUGCUUGAGGAGCAGGAGCAGUACCGCAACGCGCCGAUGCCACGCGAGUCCAUCCAUCGCCACUCCCGCAUCAUCAAGCGCGGUCGCUCGCAGCUCACGGCGCAGCUGCAGCGCCUCAGUGUCUACACCGCCGACCAGAGCUUUAUGUAUGGUGACAGCAUCUCGGGCCGGACAGCACAUGAUGACAGCACGAGUUCGGAGCUUGGCGGUGCGUUCCUGGAGCUGUCGAGUGGACCACCACCGCCACCAGCCCUCGCCCAGCAAUCAACAGCGCCCACCACAGACGCCGUCGCGUUCACGUCCACACCGGCCCGCCCGCGCCAGGUGCUGACAGCGGACACGGCCAUGCACACGGAGCAGGGCGCAGCAGCUGGGAAACGCAAGGACCAAGACGAGCGCAAGCUCUCUGGCGUCACUCGUGAAACGAUGGCAGACGAACCCGUGUCCGGUGAAGCAGCAUCACCGCCACCGCCACCGCCACCAUCGUCAUCGCAGCGGGGCGGGCAGCCGGCAUCGCGCAUGUUCCGUGCUGAUCUGCAGCGAUCACGCUCUGCGCAGUCGUCGACCUCAUCACCGGCUGUGGACCGCUCGCCGCGCAGCGACCAGCACCAGACCAACGCAGGCAACACUGUGCUUGGCACGAUGGUGUUUGGCCAGCCCGUCACCAUGCAGGCAGCAUCGCCGUCCACGCAGCAGGCUGGCCUCUCUUCCGCAGCCCAGGUUGGCGGCCAGCAGCAGCAGCAGCAGCCCAUGCGUGGGCACCUGCAGGAAGUGCAUUCGGCGGAGGUGGUUGAGUCACCACUUCAGGGCCGGGCAUCCAUCCAUCUCCACCACGCCGAACCGCAGCAGACGCAGCAGCCAGCAGACGUUCGCGACACCGAGUUGCGUGAGACGGUGCGGCGUGUGCACGAUGAGCCGCACAAGCUGCCGCGCAAAUUGAGCACAGAGCGCCGGCAGCAUGCCGAGACAGUGUUCACGUCUCGCCUCAAGCGCGCCAAGGAUGCGUUUGAGAACACUGUUGGGAUCCCGCUCUUCAAUGUCAAGACAGAGAACAUUCGCGAAACGUUCCUGUGGCACUUUGCAGAUGGCCACCUCUUCUGCGUCCUCGCCAACAUCAAGCUGCGCGCCCGCAAUCGUCCAACCAUCAAGCCGUACUGUGCACACGGGCACGAGCGGCUGGCUGCCUCGAAGGUGAUUGCAAACUUCAAUUCGCUGAUGCAGAGCUGCGAGAACCUCGGCAUGCUUCGCCGUGACAUCCCUUCAUCCUACGACUUCCAAGGGCUGGAUGCUGAGCUGUCGCAGCCCGUGCACGAGCGCGUCAAGCACGACAAGAUCCUGGGCGCACUGGAGACGCUUCUCUCCAUGCCAGAGUCCAAGCCCGCGCAAGCCAGCAUCUGAGCACACGAAUGCAAGCAAGCGUGGCAACUGUGGGCGUGUGUGAACGCGGUUCUUUGAGAUUCGCUCCACCACAGCCCGCUGCUUAAACGCUGACUUGUUUGCUGUGGCUGUUGUGUUGCUGUUGGCUGCACCUGCUGUGGUGUUUCUUUCUUUGCUCUUGCUUGUCGUCGUUGUCCUUUGCCUUUGCGUCGGCCGUUACCAUCCACCCGAACCGGUGUGGUGUGUUCUUGCGUCGUGCUUGUCAUUCUGCGUGCUUUGUUGUUGCUGCCUUCCUAUUGCUGAGAAGCCCUCAUGUCUCGCGUGCUUCCGUCUCUGUUGAUUGCCCUGCUUUUCUUUGCGUGCAGUUCAGUGCAGUUGUGGUGGUGUGCUGUGCUGGUGCAGUGGUGCGUGUCAGUGUGUCUGCCUGCUUGCUUGUUGCUUGCUUGCUUGCCUGGUGGUGUUGUUCCUGCUUCUUGGAAGUGGCGUCUGUUGUUCCAAGUUGUUGUUUUCUUAUCAUGUGAAGAAAGGAAAUGAAAGGAGUUGGCGGUACGAUA